Molecule: messenger RNA, 4744 nt
Organism: Prionailurus viverrinus (fishing cat)
Lineage: Eukaryota; Metazoa; Chordata; Mammalia; Carnivora; Felidae
Gene: RBPMS
Product: RNA binding protein, mRNA processing factor
Exons: 10
Coding region: 272-1018 (248 amino acids)
Molecular function (GO): mRNA binding
Source: RefSeq, a predicted model, not a curated record
GUCUCCCUCCCGGGUCCCGAUUGUCUCCGUCCCCUUCCCAGUCGGCCCGCGCCUCGCCCUGCCCCGUCUCUCCCUCGCACUUCCUGGGUCGCCCGCCGCCGCAGUCUCGCCUCGCCGCGGGAGUCCGAGCCGCCGGUGCCCCGGCUCCAGCCCCCGCAGCCCGCGGCGCCCGUCCGAGGGAGCCCCGGCGCCCGGGGAAGGGAAAAGCGGGCGAGCGCGCCCUCGCCCAGCCCCGCGCCCCAGCCCUGCCCGGCGAGGAAGGACCGGGAAGAUGAACAACGGCGGCAAAGCCGAGAAGGAGAACACCCCGAACGAGGCCAACCUUCAGGAGGAAGAGGUCCGGACCCUAUUUGUCAGUGGUCUCCCUCUGGAUAUCAAACCUCGGGAGCUGUAUCUGCUUUUCAGACCAUUUAAGGGCUACGAGGGUUCUCUUAUAAAGCUCACAUCUAAGCAGCCCGUAGGUUUUGUCAGUUUUGACAGUCGCUCAGAAGCAGAAGCUGCAAAGAAUGCUUUGAAUGGCAUCCGCUUCGAUCCUGAAAUUCCGCAAACACUACGACUAGAGUUUGCUAAGGCAAACACGAAGAUGGCCAAGAACAAACUAGUAGGGACUCCAAACCCCAGUACUCCUCUGCCCAACACUGUACCUCAGUUCAUUGCCAGAGAGCCAUAUGAGCUCACAGUGCCUGCACUUUACCCCAGUAGCCCUGAAGUGUGGGCCCCGUACCCUCUGUACCCAGCGGAGUUAGCGCCUGCUCUACCUCCUCCUGCUUUCACCUAUCCCGCUUCACUGCAUGCCCAGGUUCCCAGCCCCCCACCUGCCCCGGGGCUGUGUCCCAGUCCUGUCCUUUACCACCUGUCUCAGGAAGGCAGCUCCAACUCUGCCCUUUGCUUAGUGAGCAAGUGGAUUCAGAUGCACAAAGCCAUAAGCCAUGGAUGCGCUGGCUCCCUCCCUCCGAGGCUACUUCUCAGGGCUGGAAGUCCCGUCAGUUCUGCUGAAUACUAUGUUCCAGGUGUGUGAUGGUGGCUGCGAUCUGUCUUGUGGGUGUUAAUGCCAUCUUUGGCGGUGGCGACCGUACUCGAGCUGUUCCACGAAACUGGAGCGUGCCGGGACUGAAAUAGCCACAUUCUGACCUUCUGUUCAGUCUGGGAACAUCUAUGGCAAUGUGGACGCAUUCUUUUCCCAUGUGAGAAUUACAUCUACACGGCACAGUUAUGGAAAAGCUCGGGAAACUAUCAGCUCUCCUCCCCUCUCUUCUCUCUUCCCUCCUCCCUUCCAUGGGUUUUCACCUCAAAGCCUUUCUAAUCAGCCAAAAUUACCCAGCCCCACACACCUUGCUUCCUGUGCAGGAGGAAGGGGACCGAGUGAUGGCUGCUUAUUGUCCGGGGAAGCCAAAAGCACCCUCCCACCCCCUCUGCCCCCCAAACUGCUUCCUGGGGCAGCCCCCCAUCAGGGCCAGAGCUGCCCCAUGCAGGUGCUGAGGGUGCUUCUCAGAGGGGGGUGUGAUCAAGUCUUAGGGUCACAUGCCAUUUAUUACCCAUCGUUCUUGUCUCCUUUGCUGCCCCAGAGUGCAAGUGUUGGAAGUUUUGCUACACGCAGGUAACGAUGUCUGGGGUGGAGAAACGAGGACAUAGUCUUAGGGAGGAAAAUUAUCCUUCAGGAGGCCAAACCAAUGGCCUGGACAGGGAGGACUCCUCGUGAGGACGCCGAGGAGAAAGGCCUGCAGGCUGAAGUGCCCAGGGAAGGCCGGAGAGGUGGCACUCCCUCCGAGUUCUGAGAAAGGAGUUUGUGAGGACAGAAGAAGGGGGAUGUAAGCAUAUGCCCCACAGGUUCUUGUCAAAAGUGGGUUCUGACCAAGCUUUGAGGGCCUCGAGGGAAGUGGUAGGGAUUUGGGUCUUGGGGAGGCAGGCGAGGGGUUUUCAGAAGCUUUGUCACCUUGCCCGCAGCAAAAUGAAGAAUCAAGUUAGAAACACAUACCGGGAGAGGCAAACCCAAGAUGGUGAUGGUGGUGUCGGGAAUUAGCAGUCGUCCGUGUCACCAGGGGCCGGGUGGAGGGACAGUGACACAAGUGGCGGGGGCGGGAGCUGGAGCCGUGUUACGGUGAGGUGGUGAGUCUGGGUUCAGAGGUGGUGCCUUUGAGGUCACGGCAGCAAUGUCCAGGGCACAGCUGACAGCGAUGGGGACAAUUGUCUGGGAACUGGCUGUGGAACCAGAAAGGCCAGCAGUAGCAACGUGCACUUACCCAAGGAUGGUUGUUGAGCAGAGAAGGCAGACCCGCCGGGCCCCUGCCCAGGGCUGGAGGACACCGUGGGCGCCUGGUCCAGCCUAAGCCCACGGGCAGGUGUGCACACACAUGGAACAUGGCCUGUGCUCCUCCGCCUGUCCGUUCAGUCCUUCCUCUCUGUCCCUGAAGGCAGUGUAGCAGCCUGGGUUUCAGCAAAGUCUCAGUAAUGAUUCAAGACUGCCCCCCCCUCUUUUUUUGCCAUGUCCCCACGUGGGAUCUGGGCUGCCUUCCCAAGAUGGUGCUGUGCGAGCCCCACAUGCAGGCCCCGCAGGUUCCCAGCAUCCAGGGCUGCCGAGCACCGUCCCCUGUGAAUUGUUCCAAAGUAGGAACAGCCAUAGGGUGACUGCUGUUCCUAAGAAACGGCUUCCUGGAAUCAACACACAGCUCUGACUGCUGGCCCAUGAUCAAGUUUGGGAUGACGUGGAACUUGUCAUUCCAGACCUGACAAGCCGCAGGAGGGCAGGGGAGAGAGCAUCUCGUGUCCACUUCCUCGAAGCAGGUUUCCGUUUCUGUGGCCGCCCAGACCUGGGGACGCAAGGGGGCACUGCCUCCUCCCAGUCUGGUGGGGAGGCUCCUUCAGUGUAGUUCAAGGGCAGCAGGUCAGGCAUUUGAGGGACUGUGAGGUCACGGGGUCAUUAGGAAGGUCAGCUGCUCCAGCCCCAGAGAUCAUGCUUGGUGCCAUGGCCCCUGCCACCAGCCCGGGGCUGCUCCGUGCCACACACGCCUGGAGUGUGGGACCCUGGUGCCCCAGGCAGGUUCAAGUCAGGGUGCGGCAAUGGGAUGUAGCUCUCAAGAGCGGCCCCUGCUAAGUGUCACAGGUCUUGUGACGUGUACCUAAGAUGGGGUGUGCAUAGUCCCGGCCCACUCUGCUUUCUCCAUCACCAACCAUCUGCCAAGUGACCGGUGAUCCCCCCGCCUGUGCUGGGCCCCCGGGGGAGGCAGAGCGGUCAAAGUGAGAUUUCCAGAAGGAGUCUAUCUCCUGCGCUCCUGCCAUUUCAGAGAGCUCUGCUGAGAAGAUGAGGCAAGGGUGGAGGGUCAUGGAGGUCAAGCCUUGCAGAGCUUGACCUGGGAGCAUCUCCAACCCCAGGGCUGUCUGGCUGGGCCUGUGAAAAGCACAGUUAACUGAUGUACUGGCACCAACUGAAUAGUGGCAGCGGGCUCGAGAGACUGGUGAGUGUCACCCGCAUAUUACAGUUGAGGCUCCAAGUGUCCAGAUCCCUGCCCUCGAAAGCUGCACCCCGAUUUCUCUCUGGGGGGAUUUUACCGUGAUCCAUGGGUCUGUGGUAAUUAUGCUGGAUCUUCUGACUUGCGGCCCAUUGCUUCUGCCGUCAUCUACGAACCAGGCCGUGCCAGGGUUUGCCGGGUCUGGUCUGCAUAGGAGUAUUAGCUCGUCCGGUUAGUGAUGUUUGUUCACAGAAUGCUUCUCACUUCAGGAUUUACUGCUAAAUACACAUCCUCUUAAAUCAGUUUAACUUCAGAUAGUUAGAUGGGUGGUUACUAAUAAUGCCAUUUUCUUCAUAGCUUCCUCCCCCCCCCACACACACAGAAGCAUUUCCCUGUUCAAAAUUCUAGUGUAUGCAGAGCUACUUCUGCAUAGACCUUUGUGUGCCUUUUUAUUUAUUUUUGAGAGAAAAUUCCACGCAGGCUCCUCAGUGUCAGCAUGGAGCCUGACACAGGGCUCGAACUCACAAACUGAGAUCAUGACCUGAGCUGAAGCUGGAUGCUUAACUGACUGAACCACCCAGGUGCCCCUUUACGUACCUUUUCCACAACCAUAAAUUUAGGAGUUUGAUGUGUUGGUAGAAUGGUGAGAAAAUGGAGUUGGACAGAGUUAGAGGUUCUGCAGUCUUCACCUAGGUGAAGCAAACACAGGACCGCGAUGGGACUCAGCAAAGUCUCAGUGAUGAUCCAAGACUGCCCCUUCGCCGCCCCCCCCCCUUUUUUUUUUUUUGCCACAAAGCAAACCACAUGUGAGCAUUUCCUUGCAAGUGCAGAGGAAGAAGGUCUUGAAACGUUUCUGGUAAGAGAGAAAUACGUUGCCCAUGUAUCUAAGGUGAGAACGUUGCUGCUCUCGUGAGGGAUCUUUGGAGGGUCAGGAAAUCUGUUCUGUGCACACAGGCUGCUGCAGAGAUGCCCCCACGAAUGUCCCGGGGGUCUCCGCCCUGAGUACUCUCCCCUGCGCGGUCCCACAAGCUUGGAGGAGGGUGAGGUCUCCCCUCACACGUGUUCUUUCUGUUUCAGGCUUGAACAAACCUUGCCCAGUUUUGAUCCCUUCAAGACUUUGCCACAGCCUCUAUCACACAUCUGUUUUUCUCGAAGAAAAAAAUAUAAUAAAAAUGUUUUACUCUUUUACACUGUAUAAUUUUAAGAUAUAGUGUGUUAUUUGUGAACGCAUGGUCUGACCUUUCUGUACAGUUUGGACAUAUUUUCAAACGAAACAUAAAAGAUGUCAAUAAAACCAA